UAGUUCAUUAAUGCAGAUGCCAUUACAAUUACUCGCUACUUCCUAUUUGUGUAGAAAUACUCAAAUGCUAACUAACUUCCUAUUUCCUAAUAAAGAAACCCAAUACAGAUAGGAUCAUAAGAUCAUAGGAUUAGGAAAGUUUAACUUCAUUAUAAAUAGAAAGCUCCCUCCUGCCUUUACCGCCAAGCCUCAAGCUCUAAUCGAGAAUCCUACAUACGCAUUAUUCAAUCAUCUGAAUAACUUGAAUCACUCUUAUAAUUAAUUAUGGCUACGAGUCUGAAGUACUGUGGGUUGAUCAGUCCUUUGGAGAAGGAACUAGACGAAUGGAGGAAGAGAUUACAACACUCUUUCUCUCCACAACAUACUUUGCUAUUUCACCAACUUGCCGAUAACACUGCUAGAAUUCCAGAAAACUACAAUGUGGAAUGGAGUCAGUUUGUUGGAGGAGCAUAUAGUUGCCGUUCAUGUUAUGAUUAUCAUAAUAUUGCAAGAAACUACAACUACGAAUAUGAGUCCUUCUCAUCAACACUGAAUGAUUCAAAGGACGUGUUUGUACGCAAGGCUAAAACGCAUGAUGGGUCACUUGAACUUCAAAAUCUGAUUAAGAAUGGGAAUUCAGGAGACAGGCAAGAAGUUCUUGAUGGGAUUAUUGGUUCCAUAUUUGAGGUGAUGCUCGAUCCACAUGGCCACCAUCUCUUUCGAAGAAUUCUCGAGUUUUGUGAUUCUAGUCAGUUGGACACCAUCUUUGUCAACCUGACAUCAUCCAAGGAGUUGCUUAUCAACACAUCUCUCAUGCAAUACGGGUCAAGUGCAGUUCAAAGAUUUAUCAAGAGGAUUAAAAACACUGAGUUGGGGCAAUUCGUUGCAAUCAUCCUUUCCAUGAGAUUUGUCGAGUUGAUGACUAGCGAGCACGGUAGAUUUGUAGUUCAAGAGUGCUUUUACACCUUCGAGCCUAAAGAAAAUGAGGUUUUAUUCACUUGUGCAAUCUCCUACUUGAAAGAGGUGGCAACAACACAAUAUGGAUGUUCAUCCUUGAAUGUUUGCUUGAGUUGCAUUACCGGUGCCCAAAGACAACAAUUGCUCAAAAGUAUCGUACAUAAAUCUGAUUUCUUAGCGAAUGAUCCUUAUGGGAAUUAUGUUGUCCAGGAAGUUCUUAUGCUUAGAAACGAUGAGAUCACAAAAAAAAUAUGUGACCGCCUCAAGAGGGAUUACCUACGCUUAUCUUUUAAAAGAAGUGGAAGUCGUGUUGUUGAAAAAUGCAUACAAGCUUCAGAGUAUGGACUGGAUUCGGUAGUUGAGAGCCUUCUCAGCAGUGAAAAGAGUUUAGUGCUACUUGCUCGUGAUCGAUUCGGAAAUUAUGUUAUCCAAACUGCUCUUCAGACCGCAAAGGCAAGUAAUAUCAAGCAUUAUGAAUCUCUUGUCACUGUCCUUAAGGCGCAACGCUCGGCUCUUCCGCAUAUCAAACUUGGGAAGCAUAUAUUGAAUCACAUAGAAGAUGUGCAAAACAAUGUGGAAAAUGUCUGAUCUGAUUUUUUCGUCAAUUUGUACUUAUUGAAAUGCAAGCCCGAAAACUCUGUUUGGAAAGUUGAUUAGUUGAUAUCUUAAUAAUGUUAAGUUUUUUUCUUCUGAUAAUGACUUUUUAUUUCCUUUCAAUACAUUCCUGCUAGUUGUGGCCCUUGGGCAUACACGAGGUUUUAAUUUUUUAUCCAUAUAAUAACUCUCUAUAAUUGUAUGUACAAUCUCCCUUUGUGGAUGAAUAAUUAGACAGUAACUCAAAUUUUGAUUUUACCGUUUCAUAUUCAUCUCUAGAAGAAUCCUUU
Molecule: messenger RNA, 1820 nt
Organism: Cuscuta epithymum
Lineage: Eukaryota; Viridiplantae; Streptophyta; Magnoliopsida; Solanales; Convolvulaceae
Source: the annotation of a GenBank genome assembly